AUGCAGCGGCCUCCAAAGUUUGUUCUGUCUCCAAGGUGGAGUUGUGGAGAGAGUGCGUGUUGUUGUUGUUUUAUAUUUGAGAUCAAACAAGCUUUUGAAGCGACGGGAGAAGCAGCGCCCCACCUCUCAGGAUAUCAAGACAAAGGAGUCAUAAAUGAAGGGAGCUUAUAUGAAUGCACCAGUGACAAAAACGAAUGUGCAGCAAUUGCCCAAGGGAGUAUCAAGAGUGAUACUGACAACUUACAAGACGAUGGUACUCUCACACCCGCUGACCUAAUGGCGUUCGCAUGGCAGAUAGCAAAGGGAAUGGAGUUUCUGUCGCGGAAAGGAUUCGUCCAUCGUGACCUUGCGGCGAGAAAUGUUCUCGUUUGUGAAGGCAAGCUAGUGAAGGUGGCCGACUUUGGAUUAUCGCGUGACGUGUACGCUGAGAAAGUGUACCAUUCUAAAAAGAACAGAAAACUACCAAUCAAAUGGAUGUCACCAGAAGCCAUUCAUGAUCAGUUGUUCAACGCAGAGAGUGAUGUGUGGGCGUAUGGUAUUCUACUUUGGGAGAUUUUAACAAUCGGCGGAACGCCAUAUCCUACCAUAAGUAAUCAUAAACUGUUUGAAGCUCUGAAAUCUGGAUACAGAAUGGAAAAACCACAGAUGUGCUCAGAUGAAAUGUAUGAAUUGAUGCGACAGUGUUGGAAAGAAAAAGCCGCUGAAAGGCCUCCAUUCACUGACAUCCGGGAACAAGUUGAACGGAUGAUGUUACACGAUUGUCCUUAUUUGGACAUGGCUGACGUAAACUAUAGUUACGCGCCCUUCUAUGAAACUCUCAUUGACGAAAAAACGGAACUGGAAAGUAGUGCUUUCUAACUUAGAUGUAAAUUUGUAUGUAAGAUUUAUCGACGUCAUGACACGUCAUAUUAAUGUUACCACUCAGAUUCAAGGGUCAAUUCAUACCUCGCCGUGAGGAAUCGUCAUCUUUGAAUUCACCACCCUUGCAGGAAGUCAAGAAAAAUUAAUGAUAACAGAAUGUAAAAAACAACCCAAAUAUAGCCAAAAUUUUUACUUUUUCAUUAUAUUCUUGUAAAUCGUCUAUUCUCUUAGGUUGUAC
This is a messenger RNA of Orbicella faveolata, 1099 nucleotides long. RefSeq lists its product as uncharacterized. Gene Ontology annotation, cellular component: plasma membrane; signaling receptor complex. NCBI's taxonomy places the organism in Eukaryota, Metazoa, Cnidaria, Anthozoa, Scleractinia, Merulinidae. The record is from RefSeq and is a predicted model, not a curated record. Gene Ontology annotation, molecular function: transmembrane receptor protein tyrosine kinase activity; ATP binding. Gene Ontology annotation, biological process: cell surface receptor protein tyrosine kinase signaling pathway; positive regulation of kinase activity; protein phosphorylation.